CAUGCGCCCGGCAAAUUAGAAAUUACGCUUGCGCACUAUCGCACUCCCGUUGUUGUGUACAUAGCGGUUUUCUGUAUUUCUAAAUCUAUCAAAUAUUCCAAAUAUAUCUUACGUUUCUCUUAGUCUCACGUAAUUUUAACUAAAAACACCGAUCGCCUUCGUUCCAUCAAUAUUGUUUUAUUGCUCGUUAAUACGAUGAUUCAUUAAUUCGUGAAGUUCGUAUACUUUCAUAGCGCCGAAUUUGCAAUUGUUUCGACUAGCAUUGAGAAGAUAAUUUGUUUAGAAGAGCCACAUCAAUAGUCGUCAAUGAGAAGUGGGGCGUUAGCGGCUAUGGAGGCGCAGCCUGACCUCAGCACCUUCGAGAACAAGAGCGGGCUGGCGGAGGACAUGAAGUUCCUGGCGUCGAUGCCUGAGCUCUGUGACGUCACCUUCCUGGUGGGAGACACCAGGGAGCCCGUUUGUGCUGUGAAAGCGGUCCUGGCGGCAAGGAGCAGAGUCUUCCAAAAAAUGCUAUAUCAAGCUCCAAGUCCUCAGAGAAAGAAGGAACCAGGACCAAGAGAGAACAAGCUAAGAUUAUUCUUGAAACGUUCCUCGGAGCCUCUUCUGAAUCUACAAAAUGCAGCACAGCAGAGAUCAAGUUUCGCGCAGCAAUUGGCACCUAUACAAGAGCCUUCUGCUCAGCAACAUCAGACCUUAAUAAUCGAAGAAUUUGAACCGGACGUUUUUCGUCAACUAAUCGAGUAUAUCCAUACCGGAUGUGUUACUCUUCAACCAAGAACUCUUCUGGGAGUUAUGAAUGCGGCUGAUUACUACGGCUUGGAUGAGCUGCGACGAGCUUGCGCUGGUUUCGUACAGUGCUGUAUCACCGUGGAUACUGUAUGCGCAUUACUAGCUUCGGCCGAGCGUUACAUACAAUAUAAGUGCACGAAGUCGCUGGUCCAGAAGGUUCUAGAAUUCGUCGAUGAGCAUGGCAAUGAGGUAUUAAACUUGGGAUCCUUCACGCUUCUUCCUCAACAUGUUGUCAGAUUGAUCCUAGCAAGAGAUGAACUCCGAGCGGAUGAAUUCACCAAAUUUCAGGCAUCACUUAUGUGGGGCAAAAAAUUUUGCGACACGAACCAAAACACAUCAUUGAAAGACGUCAUUGGGAAUUUCUUGGAAUACAUACAGUUCCAUAGAAUUCCAGCGAAUGUUCUCAUGAGGGAAGUGCAUCCGCUGGGCUUGGUACCGUAUUCCAUUAUCAUGAACGCUUUGGCGUAUCAGGCAGACCCCGCUAGCGUAGAUCCAGGGAAACUGUCUCCAGCGAGAAUUCGACGAGCCGGCCGGUCGAUGUCUGUGCAGUCGUCAAUGGAUCCCUACGGGUCCAACACCACCCUCUCCUCCACCGGCUCGAGCGAUGUUCCGUCUUCAGACUCUCGGCACAACUAACGCGAGGCGAACCUCCCCCGUCCCGCGCCCGAUCCCGUCCCUGGACCUUCCACUGCUCCUCACAUUCCUCCACCCACUCCUUUACCGGCGCCGGAAAAAAUGCCGGAGAAAUUUGGACUAUUCUCCUCUAUAAAGCGCGCAGCUAGUAAAAAGUUCGGUGAUCGUCGUUCACCAACGCCGAAAACUCGAGAGCCACGCUCCAAGUCGGACUCUAUUAAGCAUGCCGCGUUAACGAGACAAGUGUCGGAAACUGUAGGUGCGUCCGGCGAUGCGACUUUCGAACGAUGCCGGCCAAAAAAGCGCGAUAGUGAUACAGAAUUUCCUGUACGUAAGUCUACGUCUGAACUAUCGGAAAGUUUUCCGUUCGUGAGACGUGCUUUAGCUGAAAUCGAAAACGGACUAAAUUACUUCAGGAGAUCAAUUACAUCCGAUAGUACUGAAUCUAAGCAACCAUUAGCUAGGACGGAGCCAGUAGUCGUGGUUGCAGCUGCCGAAGAUGACACUCCAGCUUCGCCACCUCCUCCAAUGGGAUUAAAAGAGCGUCGCGGUUCAAGAGGCUCUCCGUGUGCCAAUCUUCCACCAUUGAUGUUACCUCCGAGCUCACCAGAUCCUUCGCCAGGUCGUUUGUCACCGAAUCGUUUGUCUCCACAGAGGCCAAAGGAGCCCUUAUCGGCACCUAUUGCUCGCAACCCACCGAGACGUGUGAGAACCCGUUCGGAAGUUCCUCCUGAACCACCACCGCGAUCUCCACCGACACCCAGACCAGCAUCGGUGUCUCCAAAACACACGUUCACUUUCAAGAUAGUACUUAAAAAAGUAGAAAGUACACCGAAUACUUCGUUCGAUAAACCCGAACAAUGAGAGUACCUCCUCUAAGCGCGGCCGUUGUAAUGCGGUGGAGUACUCGAGGUAUAUAACGCGCUUUCUCCAUUUUAUAGAAAAGCUAGUAUAUUAUAUUAUAUAGUUAGCACCGAAUGGAGUACAUAUAUCCUGAUAUAUAUUGAAUGGAUUACCGAAUGUUUUUUGUCGUAUUCUGAUGAAUACAAGGGCUGGAUCCCUUUAAAUAGUGUGUAUAUCGAUAUAGUUUGUCAAGUGAGCAAAUGAUGUCGUUGAUGUUUGAUUAAAUAAAUUACUUAUUACUUAAGUGAUGUGGCGUUACACUGUUACUGGUUUCCCAAAACGUGAGAAUCCUUCCCUUAUCUUAUUCUAUAAGCUUCACAACUUAAAAUGAAAGUAAAUAUUUCGUUUGAUAUGUGCCUCCUACUGUAUUACUGUGUAUUUUAUUAAUCUUACUCAUGUAAAUUAAUAUCAUAUUCAAAUCCUAAUCUUAAAUGUAAUUUUGAUACAGUAGGUGAAAAGUGAACAGUUUGUUUAAAUGUAUUUUGGAUGUUAUACAAGUUGUUCAAUGUGAAAGUAUUUUUGUAAAAUUAUAUUUAACGAAGAUGCUUUGUAGUUUUUCAGUAACAAUGUUUUCCUAUUUGGUAAUAAUUGCAUAAUUCGUCUUCUCGCAUUAAGAAUGUAUAAUCUGAAAACUUACUAAAUUUUACAGGAGAGCAAAGGCUUAACAUAUUUUUAACAUAUUUUUAAUAUCAAUUAUCUUUGCAACAUUUAUUUUUUAAUUUUUACCAGUUACAUUAUCUGUCUUUUAAAAUAAGAUAAAAUUAUGUAUUAAUUUUGUUAAUAGUAGUCACAAAAUAGGUAAACAAAAAAAAUUAAAACUAAACUACGCUCUUUUGACAUUGUAUUUGUGAGAAAAAUACUGGUGAUACCAAAUGAUUCCGCAUAUUAACUCGAUUUCGAAUAUUUUUGGAAAUUUUACACUUUUAAUGCGAAAAGACGAAUUGCUAACAGCGAGACGCUUCCACUAGGUUCCAAUAAAAAUCAUAUUGGUAUUUUAGACAUUUGUAUUACCCAUUUCAUUCAGAUGAGGAAUCAUUGUUAUUGAAGGCAUCUUCGAACCCCUAACCCACAUUAUCUGUUGUGAUGUGCGUGUGUUGAAAUGUGUAUGGUUAUAUAAUUAAGGUUUCUACGAUGUUUAUAUUCAUAAAUGUAUUUUAAAAGACUAUUUUCAUACUAUGUCGAAUGUUGUGUGUUGCGUUGUUGUUAAUUACUUAUUGAUUUUACGACUUUUAUAUGUCGAUUAUAUUAAUUGGUCAACACAUCUCAAUUACUUUUGAAAAAUUUUAGUCAUGUCAAAUUUUUUUACAAAUGCUGUCAGGAUUAUUGUUCACAGGAAAUUCCUUCAUAAUGCCACCAUAUACCUAUUUAUUUCAAUUCAUAUUGAAAUCCGAACGGAAUUUCAUUGAAUUUUAAAUAAUUUUUUACACUUAUUAGUCCUAUCUAAUUAAGGUCCCCUUUGAAUUAAAGCCAAUGAAAUUGUAAGAAAAAAAUCCUAAUCUACAUCGAAGUGAGUAUGAGAAUGGUCAUAGUAUUUAAAUAUCAAUCAUAAUUUGUAGUAUGUAACUUCUUCAUGAUGUUUUUUGUAUAUUAUAAUGUUUGCUAGUAUUAUUAUAAUAAUAGUCUUCGAGUUUUUUAAGUGUAUCUUUUUCUCUAAGGGUCUGUUGUGUAUACGGUUUUUUUUUUGUAAAUGUUAUUAUGUUUCUAAUUAAUUCGGUAUUUCUACACGAAUUGAAUACAAUUGCUGGCGUAACUGAAACUUCAUAAGAUUAAAUUUCUUAAUAUUGU
Molecule: messenger RNA, 4110 nt
Organism: Bombyx mori (domestic silkworm)
Lineage: Eukaryota; Metazoa; Arthropoda; Insecta; Lepidoptera; Bombycidae
Gene: gprs
Product: serine-enriched protein
Exons: 9
Coding region: 307-1425 (372 amino acids)
Molecular function (GO): protein binding
Source: RefSeq, a predicted model, not a curated record